AUGCCUAACGACACCCAGUCGACUCCUGCCCCUCAUGAGCCUAACGAGCUGAUACACUUUGACCACGUUGGCAACAGCAUACCCAGUGUUGCCGGCGCAAUGGGAGACGGAAACCAGCCCAACGAGACUGACCAUGCCGCUUUUCCCGGUUCGUUGUUACACAUGCCCGAAAUCCCCGGACUCUUAGGUAACGGCUCGUGGAAGGUCAAUGUAUUUAGUGGCUUGAUAUAG
Messenger RNA from Pisolithus orientalis, 231 nucleotides. RefSeq lists its product as uncharacterized. The record is from RefSeq and is a predicted model, not a curated record. NCBI's taxonomy places the organism in Eukaryota, Fungi, Basidiomycota, Agaricomycetes, Boletales, Pisolithaceae. Bases 1 to 231 code for a protein of 76 amino acids. The transcript is spliced from 3 exons.